This is a messenger RNA of Brassicogethes aeneus, 980 nucleotides long. Lineage: Eukaryota; Metazoa; Arthropoda; Insecta; Coleoptera; Nitidulidae. The record is from the annotation of a GenBank genome assembly.
UUGUAGGUUAUGUGGGCAAUAAUAAAAGAUUUUUUCUUUGUUUAUUCAAUUAAUCAUCAAUAAAAUGCAAAUAUUUAUUAUUUAUAUCACUUUACACACAAUAUUAAUCCCAAAAAUAUUUUGUAAUGUUAUCAUUGAAAACGAAAACUGCACAAAGCUGCAGGACGAAUUCGCUAAGGCGGUCUCCAACUUCACUUCCUGCGGAGUUUUUCAUUCCAGACCCAUUAAUAUAUGUGAAAAGUGUGUUGAUUCAUACCUUGAUCUAGACCAAACGUACCGAAAAAUGAAUGAGCUUGCCAUCAAUGAUUCAAAGUGUAUUGAUUAUUUUGUUGGGCAAGACCGACUGCAAAUCGUGCAUACUUUGUAUAUGGCAUCAGUAAAUCUGUGGGAAGAAGCAAAAUGUUCCAAAUGUUUUGAUGUUGUAAAUGGACAGCUAACAAACAAUUUAUCUGCAGAUACAGAAACCUUCUUAAAAUUAUACAAAAAAAACUGUUGUUUGUUUAAAUAGUACAGAUGAAAUAAAUAAUAAUUUAACUAAAAUAUGUAAAAAAUGUAUAAGCAAUUAUUUGGAAUUGGAUCAGUUCUACAAUAAAAUUACAAAUGAAAAUGAACCAAUAGGGGGUUGUAUGGAUAUAGUCGAUUUGAUGAACAACACAAGAAAAUUUUGGAGUUUAAAUUGUUGUGAAUACAGAAAACAUGACGAAAUCAUUUUUUUAUCGACAGCCGGGGCUGUUUUACUCCUGACCCUACUUUUUUACCCCAUCACACAGUGGUGUGUUAGACAGAAAACUCCCACACUCAUUAGACAGCGCAGAUUUAUGGAAUCAUUACACAGCCUUACAACCUAAAAUGGACUGAAAAUGCGUUAUACUACUAAUUUUUUAUUUAUGUAAUGUAAAUAUUAUUAAGUUUAAAUUUUAUAUUCUAUAUGACCACUUUUCGUACCGUUUAUUCUGUGAUAAUAAAGUUUUUUACGCCUA